GAGAAAACAUAUCCUAAAUCUAAGGUUUAAAGUAGGGAAGAUGUUUUUCCUUUUUUUCCGCAAAAUAGAGAGCGAGAGAGGGAAAAAGGAACAAACUUUUGGAAAAGAAAAAGGCGAGAAGAAGGAGAAGAAGCCUAAUUGUUUGUCUCUCAAAAAACACAGCUUUUCCUCUGUUUACGCUCUCAUCUCAAUUCAUUCAUUGUUCAACUCUCUUUCCUUUCUCCCUCUCUCUCUCUCUCUCUCUCUCUCUCAUUUUCAUCUGUCGUUCUCUUCUCUGAAAAGACAAAUCCAUGGAUCUAUGAAUCUCUCUUCCUCUCUCUCACCCUUUCUUUCCCCAUCUCUCAAUUCCCUUCUUCUUCCCCAAAGUUUAGGGUUUUAAUUCCCCCUCAGAUCUGUUUCCCCUCUUUUUUUAUAUACCCAUUUCAGCUUCCUCUGCAAUUCCCAUCUCUGUUUUCUUCUUACCCUUUUCAUUUCAGCCUUACCCGUCUUCUUUUUUCUUCAAUUUCCGCUAUUUUUUUCAUCUUCCUCUCUGUUUUCCCCUUUAAUAAUGUCGUCUUUGCGUCUAGAUCUGACUUCUAAGAUCUACCCAGAACCUGAUUCUCUGUUUUCUUUUAAUUCUGCUUCCAUUUCCACCACCUCUUGUUGUAUUGACCACUUUGAUCGUCUUCCUGAUUCCCUUCUUCUUCUUAUUUUCAACAAGAUUGGUGACGUUAAGGCUCUUGGUCGAUGCUGUGUCGUUUCUCGAAGGUUUCACUGUCUUGUGCCUCAAGUGGAAAACGUUGUUGUUCGUGUGGAUUGUGUUAUUUCUGAUGAUGAAUCCUCUUCUUCUUCUUCUUCGUCUGGUAAAUCUCGUGGCCCUUUUUUUAAUAUUUUUCGCUUUGUAUUUGGUGGCAUUGUUAAGCCCCUUCAAGCGUUGGGCCAGUUUUUGGGUCAGACACGAGCAUCCUCUAGUUUGGCAUCCUCUUCCUCUACCUCAUCUCUCGCGGUUGGUACCGAUGAGGAUGGUGAAAUUGAUCAAGGUGGGGUCACCCAUCAUUCCCCAACUCAGGUUCUUAAGAAUUUCAAUGAGAUUCGAUUCCUUCGGAUCGAGCUUCCGAGUGGGGAAUUGGGUAUUGAUGAUGGGGUAUUGUUGAAAUGGCGAGCUGAUUUCGGAUCCACUUUGGAUAAUUGUGUGAUUUUGGGUGCUUCUUCGGUGAUUCAACCGGGCUCCAUCAAACCUUCAAUUGGUCAAGAUAAUGGGACUGAUGGGGGAUUCUGUAUUGGCAAUGGCGGUGCUAGCGACGAUAAUGGAAGUAUACCCGAAUCCUUUUACACCAAUGGUGGUCUGAAAUUGAGAGUAGUAUGGACGAUUAGUUCGCUUAUUGCAGCUUCAGCGAGGCACUAUUUGCUGCAACCAAUAAUAGCAGAUCACAAGACUUUGGAUAGUUUGGUUCUUACUGAUGCGGAUGGACAAGGGGUGCUUUGUAUGAACAAAGAUCAACUUGAGGAGUUGAGGGUGAAGCCCUUGUCUGCUUCUUCCGCUUCGAAGAGAACUCUCGUACCAGCUUUGAAUAUGAGACUUUGGUAUGCCACACACUUAGAAUUGCCUAAUGGGUUGAUACUGAAGGGCGCUACACUUGUCGCUAUCCGUCCCAGCGAACAGUCUGCGGCGAAGAAGGAUGUGUCUGAUUGCUCUUGGGCUUCAACUGCUUUUGAAGAACCAUAUAGGACUGCUGCAAAGAUGUUAGUGAAGAGGAGAACAUACUGCCUUGAGAUGAACUCUUUCUAAAACCACAUUAGCAAUUUGAGAGUUUUGGGUUUUCAGGUAUAGAGAAGAACAACGGUGCAAAACGGGGGGAAGGAGAUUGCUUACCUUCAGAAAAAUGAGAAAGAAAUUCUUAUUGGAAGAACAAUGAAACCAACUUCUGACUGGAGGGGGAAAAAGAAAGAAAACUCAUUCGUUGUUGGCAAUAUUAUAAUACGAAAUGGUUGACCGUUUUUGGUAAAGAUGAUAGUGGAAAAAAUGCAUCUGCUGGUUGUUUUUGUUACAGGCAUUUGCUAUUUGGAGUGCAGACAAACAGCUAGAGAAUGAUGUUGUAAAAGCUUUGAGUUUGUAGCCCCUUUUAACUUCUGUCCAUCCUGUAUAUGUGAAUACUGUAGGUAAGAAGACUUCAUUAUGAUCUCAUGUGAUAUAGUUUGAAGUUUAUAAAUGUAAGCCCUUUGUUAAAUUUAGUUCAAUAA
This is a messenger RNA of Cucumis melo (muskmelon), 2220 nucleotides long. Its product is annotated as F-box protein At5g46170-like. Gene Ontology annotation, molecular function: protein binding. The transcript has 2 exons. Bases 548 to 1768 code for a protein of 406 amino acids. The record is from RefSeq and is a predicted model, not a curated record. NCBI's taxonomy places the organism in Eukaryota, Viridiplantae, Streptophyta, Magnoliopsida, Cucurbitales, Cucurbitaceae.